AUGAGAGAAGUCAUCAGUUUGAAUAUCGGCCAGGCUGGCUGCCAGAUGGCCAAUGCUUGCUGGGAGCUAUAUUGUCUUGAACAUGGAAUUAAGCCAGAUGGAUACUUGGUUGAAGGGCACGACAACUCAGACCAUAGCUUCCAGACAUUCUUCGCCGAAACAGGACAAGGAAAAUACGUCCCUCAAACGAUAUACUGUGACCUUGAGCCCAAUGUUGUCGACGAAGUUCGCACAGGCCCCUAUCGCAGCCUCUUCCAUCCGGAGCAGAUGAUCACGGGGAAGGAAGAUGCUUCAAAUAACUACGCUCGUGGGCAUUACACUGUUGGUAAAGAGAUGAUUGACCGAGUCGUAGACAAAGUACGCCGAGUCGCAGAUAACUGUGGUGGGUUACAGGGGUUUUUGAUUUUUCAUUCCUUCGGGGGCGGCACCGGCUCCGGCUUCGGUGCUCUCCUGAUGGAACGAUUAGCUGUGGAUUAUGCAAAGAAGACAAAACUCGAGUUUUGUGUGUAUCCCGCCCCCCAGAAUGCGACCUCGGUUGUCGAGCCAUAUAACUCAAUUCUUACCACCCACACAACUUUGGAGAACUCUGACUGCAGCUUUAUGGUUGACAAUGAAGCCAUCUAUGAUAUUUGCCGCCGGAGCCUGGGUGUGGAAAGACCAAGCUAUGAAAAUUUGAAUCGUUUGAUUGCACAAGUUGUCUCUUCCGUGACUGCCUCUCUCCGAUUUAGCGGUUUGUUGAACGUCGAUCUUGCUGAAUUCCAAACCAACUUGGUACCGUACCCUCGAAUCCAUUUCCCCUUGAUAUCAUAUGCGCCAAUAGUCUCGGCGGCCAAAGCUGCCCACGAAGCAAAUUCAGUACAUGAAAUAACAAUGGCCUGCUUUGAGCCUUCUACUCAAAUGGUGAAAUGCGACCCUCGAAGUGGUAAGUAUAUGGCUACAUGUUUGCUCUACCGAGGAGAUGUCGUUCCCAAAGAUGUGCACGCCUCCGUCGCAACUUUAAAGACAAAACGCACUGUCCAGUUUGUCGACUGGUGCCCCACUGGCUUUAAGAUUGGCAUUUGCAACCAGCCGCCACAAAUGGUUCCUAACGGAGAUCUUGCUAAGGUUAGCCGUGCUAUCUGCAUGCUAUCUAAUACCACUGCCAUCAGUGAAGCAUGGUCAGCCUUGGCUCACAAGUUUGACCUUAUGUUCUCUAAACGUGCUUUCGUCCACUGGUAUGUGGGCGAGGGCAUGGAAGAAGGUGAAUUCACCGAAGCUCGUGAGGACCUUGCUGCUCUUGAGCGCGACUAUGAUGAAGUUGCCAGGGAUUCUCCGGAAGAUAGACCGGAAGAAGAAUACUGA
Molecule: messenger RNA, 1341 nt
Organism: Ophidiomyces ophidiicola
Lineage: Eukaryota; Fungi; Ascomycota; Eurotiomycetes; Onygenales; Onygenaceae
Product: alpha-tubulin
Exons: 7
Coding region: 1-1341 (446 amino acids)
Biological process (GO): nuclear migration by microtubule mediated pushing forces; microtubule cytoskeleton organization; mitotic cell cycle
Cellular component (GO): cytoplasm; spindle; nucleus
Molecular function (GO): structural constituent of cytoskeleton; GTP binding
Source: RefSeq, a predicted model, not a curated record